Eleginops maclovinus (Patagonian blennie) is the source of this 1759-nucleotide messenger RNA. RefSeq names its product retinal homeobox gene 3 (gene rax). Gene Ontology annotation, molecular function: RNA polymerase II cis-regulatory region sequence-specific DNA binding; DNA-binding transcription factor activity, RNA polymerase II-specific. The transcript is spliced from 3 exons. Gene Ontology annotation, biological process: positive regulation of transcription by RNA polymerase II. The coding region runs from base 161 to 1087 and encodes 308 amino acids. NCBI's taxonomy places the organism in Eukaryota, Metazoa, Chordata, Actinopteri, Perciformes, Eleginopidae. The record is from RefSeq and is a predicted model, not a curated record.
UCCACUGAGCAAGACGGGCUUACUGGAGUCUUGUGCGUAACUUCUCAACUCUUGGCUCUGCAAUUUACAACUUUACCAAACACAAAGAGCAGCGAUAUAUUUGAAUAGUUGCAAAUCUUUAAACUGCGUAAUUUCGAAGAUAUUUUUGGACUUUCGACCAAUGUGGCUUCUUGGAUCAGCUUCCCAAGUGAUGAUGAUGAUGGAUGAGCGCCUGUCUCCCUCCGCACGCUCCGUCCAGAGCCAGGGGGACAACGCUGCCACAAUCCACAGCAUAGAGGCCAUACUGGGAUUUAAGGAAGACACACUCUUCCACAAGUCGGCCUGCUAUGGCCUGACAGAAAAAGUCCUGGUGAAAGAGGCUGAGCGGAAUGUAAUUAUGUCUCCACUGAAGAAAAGUCAUUCUUCAGAAAGUUUUGACAGUGUUUGCUGUAACGGCGGCGCCGCGGAAGCCUCGGUGUGCCCGGACUCUCCGGACAGAGACGGCAAACUGUCUGAUGACGAUAACCCAAAGAAGAAACACCGUCGGAACCGGACAACAUUCACCACCUUCCAGCUCCACGAACUGGAGAGAGCUUUCGAAAAGUCCCAUUACCCGGAUGUGUACAGCAGAGAAGAGCUCGCGCUGAAGGUCAACCUGCCGGAGGUCCGAGUGCAGGUAUGGUUUCAAAACCGACGGGCCAAGUGGCGUCGACAGGAGAAGCUGGAGGUGAGCUCCAUCAAGCUGCAGGACACCUCCUCCUCACUGCUCUCCUUCAGCCGCUCCCCCAGCAGCUCCCUGGGCUCCAGUCUGCAGCUGGACCCCUGGCUCUCCACCUCCCUCACCACCUCCACCUCCCUGCAGUCCCUCCCCGGCUUCAUCACGGGCUCUCAGGGCCUCCCGGGCACUUACACCCCCUCUCCUCCACCCUCAAUGCCCUCUUCCAUGCAGGCCUCCUUCCUGGGACACAGCCAUCACCUGCCCCACAUGGGCUCCAUGUGCCCCCCGCCCCCCGCCUACCACUGCUCUGCUGACCCCAGGAACUCCAGCAUUGCUUCACUGAGGAUGAAGGCAAAGGAACAUAUUCAGUCUAUUGGGAAGACGUGGUGAUGCUGGGUGGAGGUUUAAAAUGGACCCAGAAUGCAUCAUGCUGCAUCUUUUGCGAAAUGGACUCCUCAUGCUGACGGGAUUGUUAUUUUGGAAGAGUGAAAACUGUAGGAUUAAAGACAUCCUCGUCACUAAUAAGGGUAAUGCUUUACUUCUCCCUAUUUAGAAUUCACAAAUCAGAUAUAAAUACUGAAUAAAUGAUUUAUAACACACUUUAUCAAAGUUGUAAGUGAAUAAAAGAAACAACUAUAAUUCCCACCUAAGCUUAGAUAUUAACAGACACAAUUCCUACUGUACAUAAACAAACACUUAAAAUGUUCUUGUAUCUAUUUACAACAACAUUAUGAUGUGUUAUAAACCACUUGUUAAAUGUUUGUAUAUUGCUUAUGAAUGCUAAGGGGGUCAUAAGGAGGAAAAGUCCCCCUUAUGAACCCUUAGAUAUCAGAAAAUCAGAAAAUAUGUAAAAAAUAACUGUGAAAUUUCCUGUAAAAUUAUGAAAGCUACACUGAUGAUCUGGUGCGUUUCCUCUGCUUUAUUUCCUUUAAAAGCUUUAUUUACUUUACAUUCAUUCAGCCCCAUCCCAUUAUUAUCCAAUGUUACAUUGCCGCUAUAAGUCCAUUAUAACCCAUCAGUAUUUAUUAUUAUUUUGUAAAUGGAGCACUCCUCAUUUUAAUU